AUGGGAGAGGGGAAAGGCAAAGUCGGUGGUCUGGUUGGAUACGCCAUUCGUCUCGAGAAUAUGGUUACCGACCAGACGCGGCUGAUCUAUGCAACAACCGGUAUCGUGAUGAGGAUGCUCGAACGAAGCACUGAACUCGCUGAUGUGACACACCUGAUACUGGACGAGGUGCACGAACGAAGUAUCGAGAGUGACUUCUUGAUGGUGGUGCUGAAGAGGCUACUCGUCAAGAGAAAGGAUUUGAAGGUUGUACUGAUGUCUGCCACCGUCGAUGCUGAGCGGUUCUCGGACUACUUGGGAGGUGCCCCUGUGCUCAAGGUUCCUGGACGAACUUUCCCGGUCCAGCACUUUUACCUCGAGGAUGCCGUCGAGGCCACUGGAUUCAAAAUCGAGGAAGAUCCCCGAAACCCACGAUCUCGUAAAAACGAGUGGGACGAUAACGACGCAGAGUUGGACACUGAGAGUGGGAGUGGAGCCUCUACCGGAAACCUACAAGCGUAUUCCCCGGAAACAAAAUUGACGCUCAGCCGGAUCGAUGAGUACCGAAUUCCUUACGACUUAAUCCUAAAGCUGUUGGAGACCAUCGCAACUUCUCCCCAAUUCGUGGAUUACUCGAAGGCUAUUCUUGUGUUUCUGCCAGGAUUGGCCGAGAUCCGGAGAGUCAACGAUAUGAUUCUCGGCCAUCCCAUGUUUGGUUCCCACGGAAGACAUGGCAUGAAUAACUGGCUCAUCUAUCCACUGCAUUCCACUAUAGCAUCCGAAGACCAAGAGCAAGCUUUCCUUAUCCCUCCACCGGGAAUGCGUAAGAUUGUUUUGGCUACGAAUAUUGCGGAGACGGGUAUCACGAUUCCGGACGUCACGGCCGUCAUCGAUACAGGAAAACACAAGGAGAUGCGAUUUGAUGAAAAACGUCAGCUCUCGAGAUUGAUCGAGACUUUCGUUUCCCAGGCCAACGCAAAGCAGCGACGAGGACGAGCAGGCCGUGUUCAGCCGGGAAUAUGUUUUCAUCUUUUCACCAAGGAACGCCACGAUACGUCUAUGGCGGAGCAGCAAACCCCCGAGAUUAUGCGCCUCUCGCUACAGGACCUAGUGCUCAGAGUGAAGAUUUGUAACCUCGGAAACGUCGAAGAGGUGCUCACCUCUGCCCUCGAUUCUCCCACACCGAAAAAUAUCAGAAGAGCUGUUGACUCCUUGGUCGAUGUCAAAGCCCUUACCCAGGACGAAGAAUUAACGCCUCUUGGUCGCCAACUCGCUAAGUUGCCGCUUGAUGUCUACCUUGGCAAGCUGGUCCUUCUUGGUAGCAUCUUCGGAUGUCUCGAUGCCGCCCUCACCAUUGCUGCCCUGCUAAGCUCCAAGUCCCCUUUCGCCGCACCGUAUGGAUCCGGAGGAGAAGCGGAUCGCGCCAAGCUGUCUUUCAAACGUGGCGAUUCGGAUCUCCUGACUGGCUACAAUGCCUACUCCGCGUGGCGACGAGUUUGCACGUCAAAGCAACACAUAUCGGAGGGCGAAUUUUGCCGCAAAAAUUAUCUGUCGCAGCGUACCUUAAGUGGCAUCGAAGAUCUCAAAGGUCAACUCACUGCUGCGGUUCUGGACGCCGGUUUCAUCACUCUAGAGCCACCCCAACGCGCGGCGCUUAACCGCGCUAGGUACCAGAGCUAUCGCAGAAACUUCUUCUUCGUCGUCCCUGAUUCCUAUAACCAUGGAAGCACCAAUGACGAAAUCUGUAAUGCUGUCGUCGCCGCUGCUUUUUAUCCAAAGUUGCUUUCUAGAGACGGUAAAGGUUGGAGAAACGUCGGCAGUGGCAAGAGUGUCAAGGUGCACCAGACGAGCGUCAACAGAGACACCGACUGCGAGUGGCUGUGCUAUUACGGGAUCAUGCAGGCUGGAGGAGGAAGGAAGACCUAUGAUGCUCACGAUACAGGGGGGGUCGAAGAUCUUGGCAUCGCCGUACUUUGCGGCGAUGUUGAGUGGAAGAUGUUCCCUGGAAUCGCCGCAAUCGAUGGAAACCGAAUUCGCUUUGCCUUUCAAGGCUGGAAAAGCUUAGUGGCUGUGAAGGUCCUGAGAAGGAGAGUUGGCGACGUUCUCAAGGCUGCUUGGAAGAACCCGGAGAGGGAGUUGACUGCGAGCCAGAAGAUGUGGGUGGGGCUGUUUUGGGAAGUGAUGGAUGGUGUUGGGAAGGGCAGGAAGAAGAAGUGA
Messenger RNA from Tricharina praecox, 2196 nucleotides. Its product is annotated as DEAH box polypeptide 36. NCBI's taxonomy places the organism in Eukaryota, Fungi, Ascomycota, Pezizomycetes, Pezizales, Pyronemataceae. Gene Ontology annotation, cellular component: intracellular anatomical structure. The transcript has 2 exons. The record is from RefSeq and is a predicted model, not a curated record. Bases 1 to 2196 code for a protein of 731 amino acids. Gene Ontology annotation, molecular function: RNA binding; ATP binding.